Molecule: messenger RNA, 525 nt
Organism: Beta vulgaris subsp. vulgaris (sugar beet)
Lineage: Eukaryota; Viridiplantae; Streptophyta; Magnoliopsida; Caryophyllales; Amaranthaceae
Exons: 1
Coding region: 1-525 (174 amino acids)
Source: RefSeq, a predicted model, not a curated record
AUGAAUCAGCUCGCUAUAUUUCAAAUCCCACUUACUAUUGCACAUAAAUUGGAUGCCAUGAUUGCCCAGUUCUUUUGGAAAAAUUCUUCUCAGCAGGGAAUUCAUUGGAAACGAAAGGAAAUCAUGCAUCGGCCAAAAGGUCAAGGAGGGCUCGGCAUUCGUAAUAUUGGAUGCUUCAAUAAAGCACUGCUUAUGAAAAAGGUGUGGCGUAUUGUUCAUCAGCCACAGCUUUUGUUCUCAAAGGUGUUCCAGUCGAUUAGUCACAGUGCUUCGUGGAUCCGUCCUACCUUGCAUAAGCUCUCCUUGGGUCGGAGGGGACUCCUUAUGGCGGGUCAAACUUUGAAAGAUACUUGUGCCUGGAAAGUGGGCAAUGGCCUUCAUAUUCGAGCUGCCUCUCAAGCUUGGGUGUAUGGUAAGAUACCAACAUUUAGAGAUUGUGUCACGUUACGUGACGCUGCAGACACAUCUGUUGCCGACCUUAUUCUUCCUAACAAUCAGGGUUGGAAUGCUCGUAAAAUCAAUUAG